AUGGAUCACAGCCACCAUAUCGCAAUUAUGGGCUCAUACACCUCGGAACAGCCUGAAUACUGCAAUGAGCAGGUUUUUCAGCGUAAUCGGUUGCCCACGCGAUCUUACUGGAUUCCUGAAGAUGCUCUUCUUUUGAAUGGGAGCUGGGAUUUCCAAUACGCACCAACGCCAUUCCACGAAGUCGACGAGUGGAAACCGAUCGAGGUGCCGGCUCAUUGGCAAUUGCAAGGUUACGGGAGACCUCAUUAUACCAAUGUACCCUACCCGUUCCCGAUCGAUCCACCGUUCGUUCCAACUGAGAAUCCGGUCGGGACCUACAAAAGGUCAUUCCGGGUUCUAUCGAGCUGGACGGUUCCUUCUCAAAUUCGAUUGAGAUUUGAUGGCGUUGACAGUGCUUUCCACCUAUCUGUCAAUGGAAAGGAGAUUGGAUAUAGCCAGGGAAGUCGAAACCCCGCGGAGUUCGAUAUUACCGAACAUGUUCUUCUCGAGGACGCCAAUGAAGUUAUCGUUCGGGUUUACCAGUAUUGCGAUGGGUCGUAUCUGGAAGAUCAGGAUCAAUGGUGGUUAUCAGGUAUUUUCCGGGAUGUCUACCUUCUAGCUUUUUCAGCUACCGCGCGAAUCGAGGACUUUUUUGUACAGACUUGGCUGGAUGAAGGUUACAAAGAUGCCACAUUGCAGGUUGGCCUUGCGCUUCACAUCGAAACAGCAUCGACAAUCGAAAUUAAGGUCCGAGACCAUGAUGCCUCCCUUAUUGGACAACAGCAUGACUCGGUACCUGCUGGAUCUCCAACUUGGCAGCUCAAACUGCCGGUAUCGAAUCCUCGGAAAUGGACAGCAGAAACACCAUAUCUAUAUGACCUUGAGAUUACCCUCGUCUCCUCACCUUGCAAGCCUCAAGUGAUUCAACACAAGGUCGGAUUUCGGCAGGUGGAGCUUUUGAAGGGUAAUAUAACUGUGAAUGGCAAAGCGAUCCUUUUUCGAGGAGUCAAUCAUCAUGACUUUCACCCCUUAAAAGGACGCGCCGUACCGCUGGAGUUUCUCAGACAUGACCUUGUCUUGAUGAAGCAACAUAACGUCAAUGCGGUCCGCUGCUCUCAUUACCCUUCUCAUCCCAGAUUUUACGACCUCUGUGACGAGAUCGGAUUGUGGGUGAUCGACGAAGCUGAUCUAGAAUGCCACGGUUUCAUUCGAGGCAAUGUGGACAUGAAGAAUGUGCCUCGCGAGAUUUGGCAGAAAGACGGCGCCGAUUCAAUUGAGGAGUAUCUCAGUCCUACAUUAGCCAAGUACACCAGCGAUAACCCGGCUUGGCGGGAAGCAUAUGUGGACCGUAUCAGACAAAUGCUUCAACGAGAUAAGAAUCAUCCCUCCAUCAUCAUCUGGAGCCUCGGGAACGAGGCGUGGUAUGGACGCAACCAUGUCGCCAUGUACGAGUACGCCAAACAGCAUGAUCCCACACGGCUCGUCCAUUAUGAAGGAGACAGAAAGGCCGAAACAACAGACAUGUGCUCAUACAUGUACCUUGAACUUGAUAACAUGGAACGGAAGGCACUGGCGGAAGGUGAUGAGUUCACCAAGCCCAUCAUUCUGUGUGAAUACGGAAUGGCUCUUGGGAAUGGACCGGGCGCAUUGGAGGAAUACCAAGAAAUGUUUCAUAAAUAUCGGCGGCUGCAAGGAGGGUUCAUCUGGGAGUUUGCAAAUCUCGGAUUGUGGAAGGAAGACAAAGGCUACUACGCCUAUGGGGGAGACUUUGGCGAUUAUCCAAACGAUGCAACAUUCGCCUUGGACGGACUUUGCCUGUCUGACCACUCCCCCGGUCGUGGGAUGAUCGAGUUCAAAAAAGUCAUCGAGCCGGUUAAAAUCAGUGUCACUGAUGGUAAUUUGUCGCUUCUUAACCUACACGACUUUGAUUGCCUCAACAAUCUGAUGCUGACUGUGAAAUUAUCGAAAUUCAACGGCCGCGAACAAGAGACAAUUCUUCUGGAUCGCAAGCCAUGUCCUACAGUGAGGCCCUCUGAGACGAUAACCAUGCUCCUCCCUGAGCUUCCUGAUAUCGAGAAAGAUGUUGUAGAAUGCCACGUGAACAUUAGCCUUGAGGUAGAUCAUCCUACAGUAUGGGCACAACAUGGCCACGAAGUCGCAUGGUGCCAGCACCUAGUCACAAGACGCGAGUGGCCAACCCUCCCCGCUGUGGUCCAGGAUAGGUCGAUUGAGGUGCAAGAAUAUAAGACCUUUUGGAUCACUACAGGAUCCAACUUUCUUAUUCAGUUUGACGGGAUCAGAGGAUGCUUAGUGGACUGGAGACUUGGAGGCCAAUCGGUGUUCACGUCAGCACCAGUCCUUGGGGCCUGGAGACCCCCAACAGAAAACGACACCAAGUACGACGCGGCACGAUGGAACGACUACGCUUUGGAUAAUCUCCAACGUCGCGUGAUCUCCUCUUCUCUGCGGUUCUCCAGUCCAGACCGCCUGGAUAUCAUCAUCGAGGCUUAUAUCGGCGCUGCCAUUCGAGAUUGGGGCUUUGUGACCACAAUCACGUACUCGAUUCACGGAGACGGGACAAUGAUCAUCGACCACCAGAUUCGUCCUCGCGGAUUCCACCCUUCUAUCCUCCCCCGCUUAGGUCUUGAUAUGCAGCUGCCCCCUGAUUUUGAGACUGUGGAUUGGUUUGGAUGUGGACCAGAGGAGUCCUAUGCCGACAAGCGCAAUUCUCAAAAAGUGUCGUUACACAGUAGAACCCCCGAUGAACUUUAUACAGCAUAUGAAUACCCACAAGAAAAUGGCAACCGUGCAGGAACGCGCUGGCUUCGGCUAAGAGGCAAUCGGAAUGUGGGGCUAAUUGUUGCGCGAGUGGACGAAUCUGGGAAUGCGGGGGGGAACGCACGCCACCCGACAGACCUAGAAAGGCGGGAAGACGUGUUUCUUCGGCUCGAUGCGGCCCACGCAGGUUUGGGAACUGCGCGAUGUGGCCCUGCGACGCUUGACAAGUACCGAGUUCCAUGUCGCGAAAGCCGGUUCGCAUUUGUUUUCAAGCCGACUUCAAUGUGA
This is a messenger RNA of Penicillium verhagenii, 3045 nucleotides long. RefSeq names its product putative beta-galactosidase. The coding region runs from base 1 to 3045 and encodes 1014 amino acids. Gene Ontology annotation, cellular component: beta-galactosidase complex. Gene Ontology annotation, molecular function: beta-galactosidase activity; carbohydrate binding. The transcript has 4 exons. NCBI's taxonomy places the organism in Eukaryota, Fungi, Ascomycota, Eurotiomycetes, Eurotiales, Aspergillaceae. The record is from RefSeq and is a predicted model, not a curated record. Gene Ontology annotation, biological process: lactose catabolic process.